Messenger RNA from Sinocyclocheilus rhinocerous, 362 nucleotides. RefSeq names its product serine/threonine-protein kinase N2-like. Bases 6 to 338 code for a protein of 110 amino acids. The record is from RefSeq and is a predicted model, not a curated record. Gene Ontology annotation, biological process: protein phosphorylation. Gene Ontology annotation, molecular function: ATP binding; protein kinase activity. The transcript has 4 exons. NCBI's taxonomy places the organism in Eukaryota, Metazoa, Chordata, Actinopteri, Cypriniformes, Cyprinidae.
ACCUGAUGAUGCACAUUCAUGCAGACGUGUUCUCUGAACUGCGCUCUGUUUUUUAUGCUGCUUGUGUAGUCUUGGGGCUGCAAUUUCUGCAUGACCAUAAAAUAGUAUACAGGGAUUUGAAGCUAGAUAACCUUUUGCUGGAUACUGAGGGAUAUGUCAAGAUUGCAGAUUUUGGUCUCUGCAAAGAAGGAAUGGGCUUCAGAGAUCGCACUAGUACGUUCUGUGGCACUCCUGAGUUCUUAGCACCAGAAGUUUUAACUGAGACGUCGUACACAAGAGCGGUGGACUGGUGGGGUCUGGGAGUUCUCAUCUUUGAGAUGUUGGUUGGAGAGGUAUGAUAGAUGGAUGGAUACUUGAUUGAU